Molecule: messenger RNA, 1533 nt
Organism: Medicago truncatula (barrel medic)
Lineage: Eukaryota; Viridiplantae; Streptophyta; Magnoliopsida; Fabales; Fabaceae
Exons: 3
Coding region: 195-1364 (389 amino acids)
Source: RefSeq, a predicted model, not a curated record
CAACAAACAAAAACAAAACUGAAAUACAUGCAGCGAUAAACAAAUCCCCAAAGGCACCACCGAUUCAGGUAAAACUAUUUAUGGCGGAGAGUUUAUAAUUGGACUUUCGUACGUUGAGUAUCUUUCCCCAAAGACUGCUUUCAAUUACUUCACCGGUCAGUUCUACUUCAUCAAUUAAAGACUUUUACUUGGCAAUGAGAAAGGUAGAUUGGUCAAAUUUAGAUUGCUACCCUCUUAGUUUGGUUCUUGACGAGUUGGAAGAACACAUAGAUCAUGUUAGGUUUGGUGUGGUGUGCAAGAGUUGCCUAUCAAUUGCAAAGCUUAACCAUAAAAAUCAUCAAUUUAGGAUUGAUGUACCACCUAUGUUAAUGAUCCUCUCAAACAAAUUGUCUCGUAAACGUGCAAAAUCAAAGAGAAAGAUGAAAUCAUUAUAUAGUAUCCCAAGUGCGAAAGAGUACCCUAUUCAGUUAUCCCAUCCUUCCAUCAUUAAAAGUAAAACAUGUUUAGGUUGUAGCCAUGGUUGGCUUGCACUAGUGGAUAAAAACAAUGCCAUAACUCUAGUGAAUCCUUUUAAGAGCAGUAUAGCUCCCAUUAGUCUGCCACAUCUCGAAUCUCUCAACAAGGUUACCUUGUCUGCUGACCCCAUUACAAGCCCAAGUGAUUAUGUGGUUGCAGCGAUUUACAAUUUUGGUUCUCUCGCUUUCAAAAGAGCAAGCCAGUCUUUUUGGAUUCGUGCAGACACAAAUGAAUUUUCUUUCACUAAUGUUGUAUUUUAUGAAGGCUUGGUAUUUGCGGACAGCGAACAAGACUUCAUUGUAUCCUUCAAAUUAAACAAUCCUCCUUGUGAUGACUCAAUUGAUCUUAAUUUUACUUACCUUGAGAAGAUAGCUAUUACUCCAUAUUUUUGCCCAGAAGAAUAUUAUUAUGGGAAUACUUAUUUUGUGAAAUCAUUGACUGGAGACACAUGGAUGGUGAAAAGAUGUUUAAUCGACCCACACAAUCUUACAUACAAACUCUACGUUUUCAAAAUGGAAAUGGACGCCCAGAGCGGAAAAGUUGAACAAAUAAAAAAACUUGAGAGUUUAGAGAACAACAUUUUAUUUGUCGGAAUCGGUGAUUCAAUUUCUGUGUCAGCCGCUUGUUUCUCAAAGUUUGAAAAGGAUUCAAUUUAUUUUAUUUAUGAUGGCGACGAAGAUGAUUUAGAGUUACAGAUCUAUAAUGCGAAGGAUGGAAGUUAUCGUAGUCAAUCUUUACCAAUUUCCUUCAAGAGGAUGUUACAUCUUUGGGUAGACCCCAAUUUCAAUGGGAUUGAUCUGUUCAUCUUUACAUUAGGUUAUUUUGAUCCAAUUGUCACGGUGGACUAGAGAUGCUUACCAAUCUUCUGAGAUGAAGUUAGAAGCUUAUUCAUGUUGUGUUAGAGACCAUAUUUAAGCAACAAAAAAGGUCUUGGAGACUACCUUGUACUUUUUGAUUCUCAGGCUCAUGUUUUUGCUAUCAUUUCCUUAUGAUUAAUUUGCUUUUUUAUUUUUUAUU